Molecule: messenger RNA, 1172 nt
Organism: Photinus pyralis (common eastern firefly)
Lineage: Eukaryota; Metazoa; Arthropoda; Insecta; Coleoptera; Lampyridae
Exons: 4
Coding region: 75-926 (283 amino acids)
Source: RefSeq, a predicted model, not a curated record
AUAGCAUUCUCUUAUUACGCGAUUCUUUUAUCAGUGAAAGUUGACCUGGUACACAAUUUAAACAUAAAUCAUCGAUGUAUAGUCAUAUAUUCAAUAUGUGCGAAACUCUUUUGACCACACAUGUCAUCAGCAGUCGCAAAGCUGAUAUCGACUUCGACAUUCGAAAAUUUCACGAGAUGUAUUGUAGUGCAUGGAAGCCGAAAUUGGAAACCGCCAAAAUUAGUGCGUUUUUAAUUCUAUGUGCGCUUCUUUUAGUUUGUGUUAGUGCUUCGACUUUGGAAUCAGAUAUGUCUCAAAUGCUUAUAUACUACGAGCCAAGGUCUCGAUUACCCCUUCGAAUAACAUCAAUUCAAAAUAGCUUGUCAAAUUCAAGUUUGGGUUUCCACCAGUCAAAUACGAAGGUAGAUGCGGAAGUCGUUCUACGCAGAUUUGGUUUUCGAAGUAAUGGAUGCACAUGCCAGGAGUUCUACUGCGGAUGUUGCGCUGGUUUCAAUUUUCAACAAUUCAAUUUCAACAGAGAAGGGUGCAUGAGGUUCACUUAUAACCCGUACGAGUUCUCCAUUUCAGUUGAUAUGUCUAUGAAUGAUGAGUCUAUCUUUUCGACGACAAUCUCAGCAAGGAAUCCUCCCCCUUUUUGUAUACCAAUACCUCUUCCAUUUCUGCCGACGGUCGAUUUUUGUGCGAAACUCUUGGAUAUCUACACUCCCGGACAGAAUUUGCACAUGUGCCUAGAUUUUGAAACUCGCAUCCAACGUGCCACCGUCCUUAUAUUGCAUUUCAACUGCAUGCAAAUGGGAGUUGAUGGUGUGUCACUCCUUAGGCCCGGGGAGAGUGCGGGCGGAUUACCUGUUACAACGGAAGCUCAAGUGGAUGUUGAUAAAUUUGACGAAAUUACCGAAAAUAAGUACAAAUCUCCAAAAGCCUAAUUAUGAACGAAGGUCGAUUGUGAGGUUUCCAAGCAGUUGUAGCCUAAGGUGGACAGGGAAUUCCACAAAACGAACUUACGCGUGAUUUAUAUGUCUGUACAGUGGCGCCUCUAUGCUAUUAUUUAACCGGAGGAAAAGAUGUAUCUAACAAACAUUCUUACAAUUGUAGAACAAAAAGAAAACAUUACUUUGUAACUUGGAUAUUAAUCGCAAAAAUGCCAAUUUUGAAAAUUGCGCCUCUUUCAG